This is a messenger RNA of Arachis duranensis, 1257 nucleotides long. RefSeq lists its product as uncharacterized. The transcript has 3 exons. Lineage: Eukaryota; Viridiplantae; Streptophyta; Magnoliopsida; Fabales; Fabaceae. Bases 1 to 1257 code for a protein of 418 amino acids. The record is from RefSeq and is a predicted model, not a curated record.
AUGAGACACCCCGUUCUAUUCUUCAAAGACAAAAAGAGCUUCAAACCACACUUGCCUCUAGUCUCACCGGUCUUACCUCGACCAUCCAAACUCUUUUAUCCCAUAUGGAACCACCCUCUACCUCCGCUAUUCAACCUUCAUGCUCUAGUGCACUACCCUCUCAACCUUUAUCCAACCCCAAGGGGUGGCAUCAAUGCUAUCACCUUGAGGUCUGGAACUAAAUUGCAAGAGAGGAGUCUCGAGGAGUCAAGCCCAAAGGAAGUCACUCAAGAUGAGGAUGUGGUUGGGGUAGAAAAAGUCGAAGAGGAGGAUGAGGUACAAGAGGUAGUUGAAGAAGAAUUCGCUCAACCAAGGGAUGGAGUUUCUAAGGAAGGAAAUGUCUUGGAAGAAGCUACUCCAAUUCUAUUUCCUACAUUAGCAAGGAAGACCAAGAAGCAAGUGGAGCUAGAUCCCAAGAUGGUGGAGAUAUUAAAAAAGGAAAGAAUUCAUGAUUUAGAAACUAUUCCAUUGGGGAGCUCAAUUUCUGCUUUGAUGGGUGCUAUACCGGAGAAAUAUGGUGAUCUCAGUCCUUGUCUAGUCACUUGCACUAUAGAUGGUGUACAAUUUGUUGAUUGCAUGUGUGAUCUAGGUGCUUGUGUUAGCAUUAUGCCUCUAUCUGUUUAUGAUACAUUGAAGUUCCCACCAUUGAAACGGUCGACGGCCCGAUUUGUUUUGGCGGAUAAGAGCAUAAUAUCUAUGGUUGGUAUUGCGAAAGAUGUUCGAAUGGGUAUAAAGGGGUUGGUCUUCUCGAUUAAUUUCCAUAUUCUUGAGAUGCCCCCUAGUGACACUGAAAGGACAUCAUCUAUCUUGCUUGGGAAGCCAUUUUUGAAGACCUCCCGAUUUAAAUUCGAUGCUUUUUCGGGUACUUAUUCUUUUGAGAUUGAUGGAAGAGCUGUGAGCUUUAGUCUUGAUGAAGCCAUGAGGCAUCAACCAGAGGAUCACUCUAUUUUCUGGUGUGAUUUGAUUGAUAAUGUUGUGGCCGAAGUCCACCAUAAUGGCUUUGAUAAGAAGAGUAUAAUUCAUGGUCCAAGUGUGGGAAACUCCCAUCAAUGUGAAGAGGACACCUUGCCACCUCCAAUGUUACCGGAUGAUCAAGUGUCAAGUCAUGAACAAAGUGUAGAUUUGAAACCACUUCCACCCCACCUAAAAUAUGCCUAUCUUGAAGAAAAUCAAAAGCUCCUGAUUUUGAGUAUACUCCCCAUAUUUGGCUUGCCGUAG